AUGAAUGUCUUUCCCAUGGUGGUUAAGGAACAAACCUUCAGUUUGUCCAAACUGGUCACAGUGGUGGAGCUUUUGCGCAAUCAACUAUUUCUCACACAUGCCCAUGCUGAGGCUGGCGUUGACCUCCCUGACUAUGUGGAGGAAGUGCUAGCAGUAGGCUACUGCCCAGGUUGCGUUCUUUGUUCUCAUAGGCAAAUUUGUUACGUCUGUCGCACUCAAAUUCCCCCGGCAGUUUCCCUUAGCAACAGUCCAGACCUACCUGAAGGAGGAGAUGAGGCUCAGAGUGUCACAGACACGAGUUCCUUGACCAGCGUGGCUACUACAGGCAAUGUUGCACCUCCUGCAGCAGCUGGUGUUGCAGCUACCAACGCUGCGCCACCCCCAGUCACCAUUGCAGCUACCAACACUGCACCACCCCCAGUCACCAUUGCUGCUGCUACAUCUCUCACCACCACUGCUCCACAUCACGGGAGUACUUCUGCUUCAGCCUGCUGGUACAUCAUUACUGUUGGAUGUGAGACCGGUGUAUUUCAAGGCUGGCAUAAUGUCCAUUCACAUGUAGUAGGUGUUCCUGGAGCUUGUUUUGGACAGUACACCUCUCGUGCUAGUGCAGAUGAGGCAUAUGCCCAGGUGCUGCAAGAUGGCACUGUGCAGGAGUUGCCACUCUGA
Molecule: messenger RNA, 669 nt
Organism: Suillus paluster
Lineage: Eukaryota; Fungi; Basidiomycota; Agaricomycetes; Boletales; Suillaceae
Exons: 4
Coding region: 1-669 (222 amino acids)
Source: RefSeq, a predicted model, not a curated record